AUGACCCACCAACGAUUGGCCUCUUUGGGCUGCUAUGAUCGCACCCCAUUCUCGUCCGUUACAAGCCUGACCUUCCAACAAUUGGUCUCUUUGGCCUUCUAUGACGAUCGGAAAUCAUUAACAUCAUGUUAUGUGCAGUCAUUGUUGGAAAACCCAUUAGCCCCUUUGGAAACUUGUAGGUUCAACGUGCAAACCAAAUGGGUACAUAUUUUAGGGUCAUGCAAUGGGUUGCUGUGUUUGGCUGAUAGAUCUUGUUUAUUCAGAUUGAUGAACCCAUUUACCAGAUUGGCAUCCAAGAGAUCACCACCCCUUGAUGUGAGAUCACCACCCGUUGAUCUUGAUGUGAGGGACGAUGUGAUCACACAAUAUGGUUUUGGCUACGAUCAAGUUAACAACAAGUACAAAGUGUUGAUUACUUAUGGCUUUCCUAGAGUAACCAAACUUUAUACCUUUGGUACUAAGUCUUGGACAACAAUUCAGAAUUUCCCAUGUGAUCAUCAGGUGCCGUGGCGAUGGUGGGAUAAGCAAGGAAAAUUUGUGAGUGGUUCUCUUAAUUGGUGGGUUCCGGAAAGAAAUGGUAUUAUUUCCUUUGAUUUGGAGAAGGAGACCUAUGGUGAAGUGUUGCUCCCUCUGCAUAUGGGUGGUGACCACCCCUUCAAUCAUGUGCUUGAAGUCUUGAGUAACCGUCUUUGCUUGUGUUACUUUAAUGAUAUUCAUUGUGUUGUGUGGUUGAUUAAAAAGUAUGGGAAUCAACAAUCUUGGAAGAAGUUGAUGUUAAUCCCUCAUUCCAAGUUAAACAUGGCUAUGCCUAUGCCCAUCCAUGCUUCUUGUUGCCUUCGACCUUUGUGCAUUUCAGAAAAUGGCAUAGUUUUUAUGCGAACUAUUGAUCUCCAAUUAGUUAGCUAUAACACAAAGAAUGGCAGUUCGGAUGAUCCUGAGAUUAAUAUGGGAAGGUAUAGGAGGGAUGAUAUGCAUAUUUACCAUGAGAGCUUAAUUUCACCACCAUAG
This is a messenger RNA of Lotus japonicus, 1008 nucleotides long. Its product is annotated as F-box/kelch-repeat protein At3g06240-like. The record is from RefSeq and is a predicted model, not a curated record. The transcript has a single exon. NCBI's taxonomy places the organism in Eukaryota, Viridiplantae, Streptophyta, Magnoliopsida, Fabales, Fabaceae. Bases 1 to 1008 code for a protein of 335 amino acids.